CUGAUCCGGCCCGUUAAGGAGAAAGAAGAAGAAGAAGCAGAAGAAGAAGAAGAGGGAUUCGAUUCAGCGGUCCAAGUUAUCUGAAAUUUCAUUCUGAUAAGAAGAGGGAGAUGAUGCAUAUACAGCUUUUGCAGUGCCCGAUUCCGAACCACCUCGCCUUUCUGGGCCCGGGAUUUCCUCCUUCUCUGCUGCAAAAAGGCGGCCAUGGGCGGUGGCCAAUACCUUACAACAGGGGAAUGGCAGGACUGGGCCGUUCGAGGAGGAGGAUCAUCAUCUGUUGCGGGGGAAUGGGAUUCUUGGGGCUUGUUGAUCCCUGGGCUCCUACCGUUGGCAUCGAGUCACAGAGCAUAGCUUCGCAGCUCUUCGCUUUCUCGCUCUUUCCUUACAUUGGUUUCCUGUACUUCAUCACCAAAUCCAAUUCUGCUCCAAAGCUCACUCUCUUUGGCUUCUACUUCUUGCUUGCUUUUGUUGGGGCUACAAUCCCUGCUGGAAUAUAUGCAAAGGUCCAUUACGGGACAUCGUUGUCUAAUGUGGAUUGGUUGCAUGGCGGGGCUGAGUCGCUGCUAACUCUCACCAAUCUAUUCAUAGUGAUAGGGCUCAGACAAGCUCUUCGGAUUAGGAAAACAAGCCAGGAAAAUGAUGCACCCAAUUCCAAUUCCUCCACCAAGCAACCUUCCACCCUUGAACCUGAACAAGACUAGUCUGUCUUCAUCCCUAGCACACAACAUUAUCUGAUGGGUGCAAGGGAAGAGAACCCCUUUCUUCCCUUUUCUAUGUUGCACUUAAUAUUUUAAUUUGGAUGGUACUAAUGAUAUAGAGAAUUCUCUACCUAA
This is a messenger RNA of Diospyros lotus (date-plum), 833 nucleotides long. RefSeq lists its product as uncharacterized. Bases 111 to 701 code for a protein of 196 amino acids. The record is from RefSeq and is a predicted model, not a curated record. Lineage: Eukaryota; Viridiplantae; Streptophyta; Magnoliopsida; Ericales; Ebenaceae. The transcript has 3 exons.